GUGGCUCUUAUCUAAGUCACCAUCAAUUCAUAUGAUCAACUUCCAAUGCCACAAUUCUAUUUAUACAAAGAGGUUAAUUGUUAUCAUAGAUUUUAUACAAAUUCAGAAGAACAAGGCUGCUAUUUCAUUCUUUGGGAGGAAGAAAUGAUUGAAUCAUGGAAAAGGAAGUGGAAAGUGAAAAGACAGUUAUCCCGCUCCCUGAAGUAACAGGCGUACCGAGGGCAAAGACAGCUGGGAUCUUUCCAAAUGCCAUUGACAUUAUUUCUGGGAGCAGGAAGCACUUCUUUGGAUCCUUCCUAUCCCGCGAUGAAGCUUUUAAGAUUGUUAAUGAUGGAUGGUUGCGACAGGUCAAUGAUGCCAGAUUAGCCAUAGAACAGCAGCAGGAAUCAACAUCCGAACUCAGCAGCCAAGAGAAUGAAUUUGUAACUGUUGACAAUGUCAAAAGUUCUGAUAUACUUGACAAUGAGGCACUUUCUACUGACCUGAGCCAAGGUACUUCUAUGUGCAAAGAUGAGGGAGUUCCAUCCAUUGUUGGAGAAGACCCGAUGGUUGUUCCAGAGAAGCAAUCCAGUGUUGAACAGGUUGCUGAGUCUGAAUUGAAUAAUAAUCCCCCUAGAGUGAGGUCGAACUGGAUCGAAGAGGAUAUUGAUGCUCCGACAACCCCAGAAGGUUUUACAAGUGUUGCAGAAUCAAAGUUUCCGAUAAAGGUUGAAGACUUCUUUAGGUACUUCUUCUCGGAUGAUGCAAUAAAUUUUAUCGAGUCUUUUCGUAAACAAUGCGGCGAUAAAGACUUCAAGUGUGCUUCAUGGCAGCCUGAAGAGAAAUUUGGGUAUGCUCGUGAACUGUCAUUUCAACAUCCAAUAAAAAUUUAUCUUGGAGCCAAAUUGGGUGGCUGCCAUGAGGUCCAGAAAUAUCGAGUUUAUAGGAACAGUCAUUUGGUUAUACAGACAUCGCAAGAAGUCAGUGACGUACCUUAUGCAGAUUAUUUUCAUGUUGAGGGAUUGUGGAAUGUAGAGAGAGACAAGGAUGAAUCAAAAGAAUGCUGCAUUUUACGGGUAUAUGUGAAUGUGGAAUUUUGUAAGAAAACUAUCUGGAGAGGCAAAAUAGUACAGUCAACAGUUGAUGAAUGCAAAGAGGCUUACGGAACAUGGAUAAACAUGGCACAUGAGUUCUUGAAAGAGAAGAACCUUGUAAAAGAAGAAAGUGGUUCUGUUGCUGCUGUUGCUCAAAAUGGCAAAAUGAUUUUCGAUAGAGAAGCAAAGACAGGAGAAACUUUAGAAGGAUCACAGGAUCAAAGUAAUCCUACAGGGAGAGAAACUACAUCCAAUGCCAUUGAUGAUGCUAUUCCCAAUGUCAAUACUCAAUUGCAAGGAAAUUUCAUUGGCGUGUCUAUUCCAUCUUUGUUCAGAGAGUUUGCGACAAAGAUUAGGUCAUCUUUGAAAAAUCAGAGCAAUCUUUCGCUGCUACUUGUUACCAUUUUUGCUCUGAUUUUCUUCAUGCAGCAGUUUAGCAUACUGAUGCUGUUGGCCAGGCCUCAACAUAUACAUAUGAACACUCCUGUAGAGUUUAUGAAUAAGAUGGACAAUGGAGUGACUAGAAAUCCUUCGGACAUAGCGUGGUUGGAGAAAAGAGUUCAUUACCUUAAAGAUGAGAUGUACAUGGUUGAGACUAGGCUUGAAAGAAUGCGAUAUGAGCAUGCUCUCAUAAAAAAGCAACUAAAAGAUUUAGAUAUAUAGUGUUUGUGUUUAUAUAUAAUAUUUGUGUAUAUAAUGUUGUUGAAUAUAGCAUUAAAAAAUGAUGAUUCAUACCUUGUUGUAAAUGAAACAGUUUAUGUUAUGCCUAAAAUAGAACAGGCGAGUUAUUUGUGAUUCAUGAGUUGUUUUUGUUUGGUUGUUGCUCACACUAUGUGUAUGUUUGGUUUCAAUUCCGGAGCAGCCAGAAUUGAUUCUAGACAUGUAGAAUGAAUUCUGACUUGUUUGGUUCCUCAAAACUAGAAUUGAUUCUGCCUUCAGAAUGGAUUCUACUUGAAGCUAGAAAUUAUAGCUUCUCAUUCUAGAAUUGAUUUUUACACUCAAAUUAUUUGUUCAA
Messenger RNA from Trifolium pratense (red clover), 2088 nucleotides. Its product is annotated as protein VASCULAR ASSOCIATED DEATH 1, chloroplastic-like. The transcript has 15 exons. Gene Ontology annotation, biological process: negative regulation of programmed cell death. Lineage: Eukaryota; Viridiplantae; Streptophyta; Magnoliopsida; Fabales; Fabaceae. The record is from RefSeq and is a predicted model, not a curated record. Bases 156 to 1736 code for a protein of 526 amino acids.